Molecule: messenger RNA, 618 nt
Organism: Symbiodinium natans
Lineage: Eukaryota; Dinophyceae; Suessiales; Symbiodiniaceae
Source: the annotation of a GenBank genome assembly
AUGCCGGGCCGAGAGCGCACAAUGUUGGAGACGGCGCCCUGCUCUGCCUUCAACUGGGCAUACGUCCUCGGCUUGAUCUGCACCAUGGCCAUCAUCCUGAAUUUCACUCUCCUGGCUGCCAGCAUUGCGAUGCUGCUCCAGUAUUUCAACAGCACCAAGCACAAGCCUGAGUACCGGCAAUACGCUUUCUACCUCCACGCGGUCGCGACGGGCAUCAUCUUCCUCACCUUCUUGGCCUGGAGUUUCUUAGCGCUGCCAGCGCUGGACCACAUCGGGGCAUCCUCAGGCUACGCGAGUAGCGGACUGGGCGUAAGCUACGGCUACUGCCUGAUGGUGGUGGGCAUCUUGUUCCAGUCGGUCUCCGCCGCCCUGUUCUCCUUCAUGCCUUUGGGCGAUGAGAUGACGGAGGAUGAGCGCAUGUUCCACAAGUUCGCCAAGGAGCAGGCGCACAACGCGCACAUGGCCGCCGCGCAGCCGGGGCAGCCGGGGCCGCCAGGGCCGCCAGGGCAGCCGGUGGGCUACUAUGGUGCUGCACCACCAGUACCCAAUGCCGCCCAGCCGGGAUACGGCUAUGGCUAUGGCUACGGGCCCCAGCAAGGUCAGACCCCUGCUUGGUGA